GAAUCAUUGUGUCUUCUGUCUUCUAUCAUCCUUACGUCUUCUGUUUUCUGUCUUCCAUCAUCCUUACGUCUUCUAUCAAAUAAGAGACUUAUUAUUAACUAGACUUGAGUGGCAUGUCAAUCCAAGCACAGCGUGUAAGUAGCUCCACUCCAUCAAAAAUGUGGUCCGAUUUUUAUCCCGAAAUAGGAACCUUCUGUCAGGGAAAAUCUCGUAUCCCCAUAAAAGCUUGAAACUUGAGACUUGCCAUUUAGUAGAAAGUUUUCAGACCAAAAAAAAAAAAACCCAUUUAGUCGAAAGUUUAUGAUUGUGGGCUGGCUCAUGGUACUGUAAAAAAAUGCAUCAUCAAAGCAAUUUGAACGUGAAACGUAGUUACCCACAGAUGGAGGAUGCCGCCAAUCAUUUCUCUUCAUCUAUCAACCACUUUCACAGCAGCAUGAUCGAGCCCCAGACGGCCAUGGCCGACGUUUGUCUACAGCCACAACCACAACAGCAACCGCACAUUGCUCUGCCUCCGUUGGUGGAGGAUUUGCUGAACCAAAUUUGUAACGACAGAAAGCAACCCCAGCCAGAGCAAAACGUCAGACUGAUGCUGAGUUUUCUGAGCGAGGAGAAGGCCCUCCAACUCCUCCGUGAAAUCGCCAAAGCGAAAACUAUCAAAACCCUCAGUGGCUUAAUCAUUUGGAGGAUCCGUAAUAAGCCACAAUAUAAAUGUCCCUCUCCUUCUCCCUCUCCUUCAAAGUCCGCCCCUGCUUCUCCCAUUACGCCUCCUGUUCAUAAAGAGCAACCUGGAGACCAUGGAGGGCUGAGGCCACCUUAUUCCUAUUCCUCUGCCUCACCUUCAAAAGUUCUCCAUGUUUAUCCGUAUCAAGGCCCAUCAUCUGCUCCUCCUUCAACUAUUACUCGUGUUCGACGACUUUUUGAGGACCCUCUGCCUCUACCUCAACCUUUUCCUCAAGGUAAGACUUUCACUACUUCCUCAGUAGACCAACCUGGAGACAAUGGUCAUGUUGGCGAUGUGCUGCAGACUUUUGAUUGGGAUUCCGGAAAAACAUACGUCUAUCAUUGUGAAGUCUCUGUGGAUGGGAGCUACAAAUUCAAGGGACCCUGUCUAAACAACACAAAAAGAACUCUCCUGCAGAAAGUUUUGGGAGAUGACAAUGUUUUAAUGGUGAAAUUUUCGGAUGUGGGGACUCAGAAAGUUCCAACUGGCUUUAAAGAUAAUAAUUAUGCUAACUAUAGCAAGGUCGCAAGAGAAGGGAUUCUUGUAGGUUUGCGUCGAUAUCGGUUCUUCGUGUUCAAAGAUGGUGGCAAUAAAGAAAAGAAGAAAAACCCAACUUCAUCACCUGUGAAGUGUUACUUUAUUCGUGUGGGAUCUAGUGCCGCGAUUGACAUGAGUGGAGAUUAUAAGUUCUCUAACAAAAAAAUUCACGAAAUAAGAUGCAUUUUUAUGCACGCACAUACUGUGUCUAGUGUGUCCAACUACAUGGCUAGGUUUUCACUCAUUUUGUCGAAGACAGAGAGCUUAGUAGUAGAUUGGUCACUUGUACAGGUUCAGGACAUUGAUGAUGAGUAUUGUCUAGAUGAAUCUGGCAAUCGUAUCUAUAGAGAUGGAAAGCCUCUUAUACAUACAGAUGGAACUGGAUUCAUAUCUGAGGAUCUGGCUUUACUCUGUCCGAAGGAUUUACUUAAGGGAGAUUAUAUUAGUAAGGAAUACAUCGAGCCUCUGCUUUUGCAGUUUCGACUUUUUCACAGAGGCCGUGCUGUGAAGGGAACCUUUCUGGUCAAUAAAAUGCUGCCACCAAAAACAAUCCAGAUUCGACCAUCAAUGCUUAAGGUUGAGACAGAUCCAAAGAUUUCAGAUGAUCAAACAGUGAAUUCAUUGGAGAUAGUUAAAGUAAGCAAAUCACAUAGGACUACAUAUUUUUCGAGGCAUUUAAUUGCACUUCUAUGUUAUGGAGGGGUGCCGAAAGAGUACUUCAUGGAGUUACUUAAGAAAGAUCUGGAAGAUAUUCAUGGUGUUUUCUGCAGUAGGCGUGCAGCAUUCAAAGUUGCCUAUAACCAUGGUGAAAUGGAUGAUGAUUUUAGUUCGGUAAAAAUGAUCCUUUCUGGUAUUCCUCUCGAAGAAUCAUAUUUGCAAUAUCGUCUGUCAAUUCUAAAGAAAGCGGAAAAGAACAGUCUUAGACGAGGAAAAAUUUGUAGUGCUCAGAGUUAUAUGUUGAUGGGGACAACCGAUCCGACAGGGAUUCUGGAAAAAGAUGAAGUUGCUGUUAUCCUUGAGAGCGGACAAAUGUCAGGAGAGGUAUUAGUGUAUCGGCAUCCAGGUUUGCACUUUGGCGACAUUCAUGUUUUGAAGGCGAGGUACGUGAAGGAGUUAGAAUAUGUUGUCGGAAAUGCCAAAUAUGCUAUAUUCUUCUCUCGCAAAGGUCCACGUUCUGUAGCUGAUGAAAUGGGUGGUGGCGAUUUUGACGGUGAUCUCUAUUGGGUCUCAAGAAACCUUCAGCUUUUGGAACAUUUCAAACCGAGUGAACCUUGGAUCGAAGCUUCAUCAUCAACUCCAAAAGUUGCGAGUACCAGACCCAGUGAGCUUUUGCCUGAUCAUAUAGAGGAUGCGCUCAUUAAGCUAUUCUUGAAAACUAGGUUUGAACCCAGUUUUGCAAUGGCUGAGGCAUCUGAUAGCUGGUUGGCUAUGAUGGAUCGGUUUUUAAUCCUAGGAGAUAGUAGUAAUAGUGAGAAAGCUCGUGUGAAGGCAAACAUGCUGCGGUUGGUUGAUUUAUACUACGAAGCUCUAGAUGCACCUAAAAAAGGUGGAAAGGUCGAAGUUCCAGAAGAAUUGAAGGUGAAACAGUUCCCUCAUUACAUGGAAAAGCUGAACUCAUACAAAUCAACUUCCAUUCUGGGAUCAAUUUAUGACACAGUGAAUGACUAUCAAGCAGAAGAGGCUUCUAUCGAAGAAGUCAAGAAGCUUCCCAUUUUCGAUGUUGAAGUCCCUGAGAAGUGUUUGAAGAAAUGGAGGGAACACCACCAGCAUUACGGGAGAGAAAUGAGCUCUGCCUUGCAAGACGAUGAUCGAGACAGCAAGAAUAGCGCUGCCGAUAAGGUCUACAGAAAGUAUAAAGAGAUUCUGUAUGGUGGUGCUGAGGACCUUGAGAAGAGUACACGGCCGUUGGACGAAAUAUUCGACGACGCACUCGCAAUAUAUCAUGUGAUGUAUGACCAUGCUAUAAGUCAAGGAUCUGUUAGUAAAUGCUGCUUUGCAUGGAAAGUUGCAGGUUCAGCUCUCUGCAAGUAUUACAUGAAUAAACAAGGGGACCGAACUAUUCAAGUCUCAUUCUCUGUUUUGAAGGACAUAGUGUAAUUAUUGUCAAGAAAUGUUGUAUGUAUUAUAUUCUAACAUUAACGUGUGUUUGUAUGCAUAUAUAAAUAUAUAAAAAUCAUUUUCCAAA
Prunus avium (sweet cherry) is the source of this 3443-nucleotide messenger RNA. The record is from RefSeq and is a predicted model, not a curated record. NCBI's taxonomy places the organism in Eukaryota, Viridiplantae, Streptophyta, Magnoliopsida, Rosales, Rosaceae.